AUGAACCCGGAGCUGAGCAUGGACAGCAUGGGCGGUCUGCACGGCGGGAGCAGCCAUGAGCAGGAUGCCAUGAACAGCCACAGCCCCCACCAUCACCACCGCAGGAUCCACCACCACCACCAGGAGCGCUCCGCCAUGGUCUCCAGCAUGGCCUCCAUCCUGGACGGGGACUACCGGCCGGAGCUGUCCAUCCCCCUGCACCACGCCAUGAGCAUGCCCUGCGACAGCUCGCCCCCCGGCAUGGGCAUGAGCAGCACCUACACCACCCUGACCCCGCUGCAGCCACUGCCGCCCAUCUCCACCGUGUCAGACAAGUUCCACCAUCACCACCACCCGCACCACCACCACCACCACCACCAGCGGCUCUCCGCCAACGUCAGUGGCUCCUUCACCCUCAUGAGGGAUGACAGGGGGAUCCCGGGCAUGAACAACCUGUACAGCCCUUACAAGGACAUGACUGGCAUGGGGCAGAGCUUGUCCCCCCUCACGGGCUCCCCGCUGGGGAAUGGUCUGGGGUCCAUCCAUAACACCCAACAAAGUCUCCAUAACUAUGGACCUCCUGGCCAUGAGAAGAUGCUCAGUCCAAAUUUUGAUGCCCACCACACUGCCAUGCUGGCAAGGGGGGACCAGCACCUCUCCAGGGGUCUGGGGACCCCCCCUGCCUCCAUGAUGUCUCACAUCAAUGGGAUGCAUCACCCUGGGCACCCUGGCCAUGCUCAAUCUCACGGGCCUGUGUUGUCCUCCAACCGUGAAAGGCCACCCUCCUCCUCCUCUGGAUCUCAGAUGAACACCUCUGGACAGCUGGAAGAGAUAAACACCAAAGAAGUUGCUCAGAGGAUCACUGCAGAGCUGAAAAGAUACAGUAUCCCCCAGGCUAUCUUUGCCCAGAGGGUGCUGUGUCGGUCACAGGGUACCCUUUCAGACCUACUAAGGAACCCAAAACCUUGGAGUAAACUGAAAUCUGGGAGGGAGACCUUCAGGAGAAUGUGGAAAUGGUUACAAGAGCCUGAGUUCCAGAGGAUGUCAGCACUCAGGCUAGCAGGUGAGUUACAGGGUGGCUUACUUACCAUGUCCUUCAGGAAACCCUUCUCAUACCUGAAAUCAAUAUAUUUUAUCUGACAUCAUUGUGGUUUGAGUGUUAGGAGAGGAGCACGAUUUACCUAUAAAAUUAUUCUUUAACACACUAAUUCAUGUUUUGUGGUGAGUCCUUUAGUGUUUUGUCACUUGCUGUCUGUAAAAUUGAACAUUCUUUGUUUAAAAAUAAGAAGAGAACGCUGACAAAUCUUUCCUUUGUCAACAAAAAUAUUCCUCAUUUUCUGAAAUGCAGCAUUCUAUUGGUAAAAUCUGUUGGCAAAGCACUUGAGGUUUGGGUCAUUUUCAUGCACUGCUUGAUGGCUUUGGAACUCAAGUGUGAGCACAUUGGAUUCCUUCAUCUAGAAAGUGUAUAUUAUCUUAAAAUAGGAGGCUUUUUUUUUGUGAACGUAACGGUGUUGAAAUUCUUUUUAUAUUAUUUUUAAGAAGUCACACAUGAUUGUCGUGUGCAUGAGCACAAAAUUGGUUUACAGACACCUGAAAAUCAGAGAAAACAAUCGAUUUUAGGAUUCUGCACUGUACAUUGUUCCUUUUUUAUUGUGGCUUUAUUUGCUCCCCUCUAGUGGUUGUAAAGUGGAUUGAUUGUGUCUUUUGUUCUGAUGUGGUAUGCUGGCCUCACCAGUAUUAACCAAAAUAUCAGAUAUAUAAAAAUAAUUUUUCUUUUACGGAUAGAGUUUUGUGAGUGUCAGCAUAUGUAUUGGUUAGAUUUAUAUAACAAAGCAUUUUCUGUUAAAUUACAAACAUGCUAAAAAAAUUGGGUGUAGUUCACAGAGCAAAUGAUUUCUAGUAUUGAAAAUAAUUAUUCUUUUCUUAAGUAAUCUCACAGAGCUUGCAUUUGUUAUUAACUAUUUGGACAAUGAAUACAAUUCCUGAUGUGAGUGAAUUAUCAGAUGGACAAAAGAAUUGUACACUCUAGAUAGCAGGUCUUAUGAUGCACCCAAUACACAAUGUCAAACAACCCUUUAAAAUGACACUUGGCUAUAGCUGCAAACUAAGACUGUAAAAUCAACAUUUACCAAUUUUCAUUCUACCGUUUACAGCAUGGUGAUCCUGACUGUUGUUUCCUUGUGAUAAAAUAGUCAUUAUUGGUUAUUGAUUAAGUUAACCCUUUGUCAUCUGAUGUGGUGCAUGUUACUCCUGCACUUCAGGGAUAAUAGUAAAGCGGUCCAAUGGCCACUUCAGUGCAUAUUCUUUUAAACUGUAUGCAUUCAGUUGAAAGAGGCUUUAUUAUUUUUCUUUGUUCCAUAUAUAGUAGCAAUUUAUAUUUUGUUGUCACAAAUGCAUUUACUGUAGAGUACUGAUUUACAGAGUAAUGUGUCUUGCACAGCCUCAUAAAAUGCAACAUCUUGCUUCUGCAAUUUUGUGUAUGGUAGGAAAAGAAGAUUUUGUUGUGGGCCACUUGAAAUUUUAAACACACAAUACCUUUCUUUUUGCACUUAAUUAUUGGACUGUAAAGUGAAGCCCGUGGAUUGAAAAGGAAAAUGGCCAGCAAUGUAUGCUGGUCACGUAGAAAGUCAGCACAGAGUAGAGACUUGCUAUGUGCUUCUGAUUUUAAUCAUUUGGAACAAAUUAAUAUCGAUACAAUAUUUAAAGCACAUUUUACUAGCUGAAAAUGUCCUGUGUUACUGCUAAACAUGUAGACAAUUAUUGUCUCAAGUGAUCGCACAAUUUGCAAUAUAUGCACAGAUCCUGAAUGGGCAUAUUAGAGACAUAAUUACAUUAUAUUAUUAACCCUUUAUUUUCAUAAACUCCAACUGCAUCUCAUAGACCGGUCAGUUAAUAUGGGUAUUCUGUAGUACAAUUAAAUUGCAUUUUAUGUAAUAAGGAGGAGCUGGACAUGGUCAGAGAAGAGCAUUGUGUGCUGGUUUAGCUACAGGGAAUUAAGAGAGAGUAGAAGCCAUUUCUAUGAAUUAUUGAUAGAAAUCUCAGAUCUGGAGAGACCAGUGUCACUUGCUUUGAGUUAAACAGGCACAAUCCUGCAGUGUGGGGGUCUGCAGAUCAGACACUGUUCUGUAAAGCCCCCAAGCUGAGAGACUCUUGCAAGGUGAGAGAUGUUUAGAUACAGAGCUGUCCUGGGCACUCAUGAUAAAUCUCUUUUGUUCUGGCUCCUUUACAGUCUGUAUCUUCCAGGAGUAAAAUCCCCAGUAUGCAAUGAUUUAUACACAAUGUACAGAGAACUAAUGAUUUUUAUAUAGAUAGAUAUAUUGUUUGCAAGUGCAAAGCAAAACAUUAACUAAUAUAUAAACAAAUCAGACAAAAACAUGCACACUGGAAGGUUCUUCAAAUACGAAAUGAAAAUGAAAGUACUAAUAUUUAAUGUUUAUAUAUUUAUAAAUGGUAACAUUAUUGAGACACCCAUAUCUAUCUAUCUAUCUAUCUAUCCAUCCAUCCAUCCAUCCAUCCAUGGUAGUACAUUUUGACAUUUUGUGUGAUUGAUUUUUCUUAGAUGGAAAUGUUGAAUAUGUAUUUUUUUAUCGAGUGAUCUAGCUGUCAUAACAUUACAAUGCACCUUGUUUUGCGGUUUCUCUUCUGAAUACAUGCCUAUAAUUAUACCAUAAAGGCAUGCUCUUUUUCUUUUCUGGAUAUUCUGAAAGGUACUGGUUCUUGAUCUAUGUAUUUAUUCCAUUCUGGAAGAUCUACAAGUUUAUUGUCCUGAAGGGAACUCCACUUCUUCUGUUCUCAUUGUUAAGCCCCCACCACCAAAAGCCUGACCGCUUCAUGAAGUUAGGUGUCAUUGUCCUUAAACCUUGUUUGCCUCAUGACUGUGUGAUCACUAGCAUUUUAGUAAAAUGAUUUAUAAAUUAUUUCAAAUAUCCAGUUUAGAUUGCAAGCUUGUUGGAACAGGGUCGUCUUCACCUCUUGUCUUUUGUUUAUAUUCUGUAUGUAAAUAACUUGUUGUAAAAUAUACCCAUUCUAUAAUUGUAAAAUACUGCGGAAUAUGUUGGCGCUAUAUAAAUGAUGAUAACAAUAAGUUUAACUCAACAUAAUGAAUGCUGGCCUUUUUUUAAUUUUUAAUUAUAUUAAUUGCCAUUGUUUUUAUAGUAUAAUAUACACCUUUUCUGUGUACUAGGGCACUUAUUGUCAAAUAGUUCAUUCAAGUAUUCUGAGUGUAAGUGGUUUGAAUGUGUGUGUAUGUGUGUUUAGAGUGUUCACACAUUGCUUCAGUUUCAUUACUGCCAAAGCAGAAUAUAUAUAUUUUUUUUGUGUUAAUUUCAUGAAAGAUCAAAUGGAUAUCCUGUAUGGGCAAAAAUACAUUUGAAAAAGGACACUGUUGGAAUUACAAGGGAAUGGCUGAUAUUUUUUUCCUUUUUUUUUACAGUAAGCAUUGUAUUCCCCCACAUGUUCAGCUUGUUGGGCUGAAUAUAUAAAUAAUUAAAUAUUUUGCCGCUUGACAUUACCAUUGAAACCCCCUAUGGAUCACUAACAGCUUUUUAAUAUGCGUUAGUGCGGGGGUCUCUUUAAAUAUAGGUCAGUGUAGCGGGAGCAAAUCGGCACACAAUGGCCAGUGAAUUAUAGGGGUUCCACAUUUGUCGCGGUAUUUAAUCUGUGGGAUUUAAUGUGUCCUGCGUCUUUCGUGAUUUUUACAAAUUACAUUUUCCGCAUAAAUCAAUGUUGUUGCUUCUUAGAGUUCCGCUGCCCUCCACGUACUUGGAGAUGUUGGAUGAUUUGUAUUUUUUUUAUGUAAAAUAUGAAGGUUGUAUUAUCCGUUAUAUUUGCUAUGCAUGUAUUUAAAAUUAAUUGAUUAUACUCGCACAUAUGUGUGUCUGUGUAUAACGCACCAUAUUCUACUUUGUUAAAAUGAUUAGAUAUUUGGAUGUUUGUCUUUUAGUAGUUACGGUGUUUAUUUAAUGUGUUUGAAUUUGAAUGAGCUACACCUUUCCGAUAUUCUUCGCCCUGAUGUACAUUGACAUUAAGAGCAGUGUAAACCCCAGACUAAUUUCCAUAAUCAGGAAUAUUUAGGCGGGGGGGGGAUGUGUCUACCCUCUCACUGUCAGAAUCUCACACAUUCUAUAUAUGGUGCCAAUCGAUCCACACAAUGUUCGGAAGAUUAAAAGAGCACUAAUUCUACGAGCAAUAUUACAAAUGUGUGGACCCAGUUUCGAUUGAUCUGGAAAGCGAUCUGCCUUGUUUCCAGUAAAGCAAGAUGCAUUUCCAGCAUGAAAACUCCUCCUCUGCCCCCCUCCCCCACUUGUCUCUUUUUCUCCUCCUGUCCCAGGACAUCUCCAAUUCUCUGGGAUCAAUUUGUUGAAUAAGCAGAUUGGGAGAGAUAAUUGCUCCAACGUGGCAUUUCCUCUUUUCUCCUGAAUUCAUGUUCCUAUCACACACAAAGAUAUGUAGCACUAUGACAAUAAAGCAGUCUGCCGCCCUUAGGAGUCCUACACAAUUUGGUUUUAGUAUUAUACGAUGACAGUUGUGCUACACUGAAAAGUCCAAUGUCCAAAGUUCACGUUUAUUCAUGGUUACUUUCAGAACUUCACUUGACAAACUUUAUACAACGCUCUACAAAAAUAUCUUUACGUACUAUAGCCAAGGCUUAUUCUCUGCCACAGAAAUAACCUCAUGUGCUAUGACCCAAACCUCAUUGCGUCCUACAGAAAUAGGUACACAAGCUAAGAGAAUAUCCUUUACAUGUCCUACAGAAAUAUCUGUAUCUCCUUUAACCAGGCCUUACGACUUGCCAUGCAGAAACAUCUGUGUGUGCUAUACAUUGUAUUGUAUACCCUAGAAGUAUCUUUAUAUACUAUAAUAGUUAAUCCCACAGAAACCAUAGGAUCAUAGGCUAUAUCAAAUGUAUAUAGGCUAGUAAUACAAACGUACAUGAUAUAUACAUAUAUAUAAAACAUUAUUAAAUAACAUUUAUUUUUACAAUAUAAAUACAUGUUAUAACCAAGUUUCAAAAUGUGUUAUACAGCAAUUCCACUGAAUGCCCCCAACAGGCCUUUAAUAAAGCCCUAUAGACCUCUAUGAACAAAUUUAUUUUCACACAAAGAAUUAAAGUAAUUUUCUGAGAUAGGUGAAAUUACAUGGAGCAUAAUAUCCUCUGCUUUAUGAGUAAACGUAAAAAAUAAAAAUAGAAAAUCAAUUUUCUUCCUGUCUCUCUGUCUGUCUAUAUAUACAUACCCAAACCCCAAGUAUAAAACACUCAUCUUUAUUAAACUUACCGGUAUUAAAUUAAAGGUGGGUGGCCUUUAUUCAAAUCUAAAAGCAAUAAAGAAAUGCAUACAAAAUACAUGUUUGAUAAAUGUUUGCUGGUAUUUUAUACCCAUGAUGAGCAGUGAUCUGUUGACUGUAUUCCUGAACUUUAUUAUCAUUAUUUUCAAAGUAUUUAGCCAGCAAUAAUACAUUUGGCCUUGUUGAUUUACAGGUGUAAAUAGGUAAAACUAGUAUGUUUUAAUACCUAUUUUCCAGUAAAAUAUAAUUCUUCCUAGCCUUGUAUAUGACCUUUUUAAAACACUUUUGUUUAUAAAUAAUAGACAUAGAACUAAUACAACCAUUAUUAUUAGAAACAAGACAAUCCUGCUUAAACAAGCUCCAUCGUUUAAUAAUGCGGGUACCAACAUUCAUAUACAUAUUGAAAAAGAUGAAAAUGUGUAUUAGAUCAUUGAUAUUUAAAAGGGGAAUGUAAAGGCCAUUCUUGAGAGCCAGGCAUAUUGUUUUCAUGGUUGUUGCAUGUAGCAAUUACUAAAUCUGUGGCCCCUAUACCGAAAUUGAGUAGUAUGAAGUGGCCAGGCAUGUUAUUCUCAGAAAUUAUUGAGAAUUUCUUGUUCUAUGUAAGACUGGCACUAAGCUGGAAAAUAUGUUCAUGUAAACGCAAAUUAGAAUCAAUGAUGUACUGUAUAUGGGAGAAAUAGGGUCUUUGCAUAGCAGGAACCAAGUUAUAAACUAUAGUAAAAAGCUGCUUCUUAAUACGUUUGCAUAAGGAUAAGAGCCUAAGAGAAUAUUUUCUUUUUUUUGCUAAAAUGUGGCUUUAUGAUUCUGCAGUAAGACAAGCUCCGUCCUGCAACGAGUCUACGCAGAGCUCAGCGUUGGAGCUCAAUGUGCAGGCUUUGAAUCUCUUGUAUCCUGCAGCGAGGUGUGUUUAUCUGUAAAGAAUACAGCUUGAUGCUGCUACAGUCUGUUCUAGUGUGUUGUGCAACAUGAUUGGUUGAAUGUAUGAGGUUCGUUGAAUGCAAAGAAAUCCUUGCCCAUUGGCCUUUGCUGAUUAAAUAUUUGUAUUUUCUGCAAGGUAGAAGUUAAAAUGAUCUCAAAUUCUGUAGCUAUAACGGUUUUAUUGCUAUAUGAAGAAUGUUGGAAAAUUCCAAUCUAAUAAUUGCAGUUAGGUAAUUCUUCAUUCCAUUGUUAGCGACAUUCUGCGUUGUUUGGUUUAAUUCUAUAGCUACCAGAGCUGAAAUAUGAUGUGUGUGUGUGUGUGUGUGUUUAUGUGCAAUGAAAUCAGGAGACUUAAUGGGGAAUCCCAAUUCAUGUAGAUAUUCUAUGAAAGUAAUUCAAUAAAACUUGCAAAAAUUUUAGUUAUUUCAUGUAGUGUCAGACUAAAUAUACUAAGGUCAUGAAAUAUCAUGAAAUCCCAAUUUUCCUUAUAAGAAAAGUGUUUUAUAUAGCUUUCAUAGAUCAUUUCAUGUUUCUUGAUUUGAAUUAUUAAAUAAAUAAAGACACAGAGGGCAGUGUAAAAGGCACAAAUAACGUGUCUACAAUAUGUUGGAUCUUUGUAAAUAUUCAAUAGUGGUUUGGUAGAUUUUAACUGAAUUAAGAUAAGUAUGUAUACAAAUAUACACACAGAGACCUAUAAUAUGGCAGAAAAGAAACUAUAUAUGCAGCCUUUCAACAAAUGGUAUGUUAUUUUCUUUACUGUAACACUAAUAGAAUAAAUCUGGCAUUACAACUUUAGUACUCUUUAUCAUACGUAUAUAUUUUAACGUAUCCACUCACUAUCAUAUAAAACAAGCGCACCCUCUCUAAUUGAGGUCAUGGAGAAAGGCAGGCUUUGUGUAGGCUAUAAAGACCGUAAGAUAAUUUAAUCAGGCCUGGACUUUGCCUUUCCUAAUCAAAUAUAGAUAUUUUCCCUCACAGGGGAUGGACGAAUAUAUAUAUAUAUAUAUAUAUAUAUAAAAAGAGUUUUUGUGUUUGUCUUUGCAAGCGAUUUUACAACUCACAAAGGAUACUGAAAGGGUUAAAAAAAAAUGCAAUUAGCUGAUCAAUAGUUGGUAUUUUUUUUAAUGAAGAAUCUUUAUGUCCGGGAAUUCUGUAUUGGGAUUUCUGUAUACCGUGAUAGCACAUGUGCCAUUUUUUUAUUUACAGUCAUAAGAAUGGAUUGUAAGCUCUUUGGGACAGUCACGAUUCCUUGGUUACAGAGCAGGUGGGAGGUGCCAAGGUAACACAAGAGGGUGAAUUGUGUUGGCAAUGGGAGGGCUAGCCUGUUAUUGAGGGUUGUAAACACAUAUUCAUUGAUUUACAUUUGUCAGAGAAGAAAGUUAACGCACUGAAUAGAAACAGUUAGCAUUUUAUGCAGGGCGAGGGAAACCUUUCCUAUUGAUCUUAUUGAUGUUUUCUAUCCCUUUUACAAAACCACACAGUUAAAGACCCCUUGUGCUCAAUAGAUUUACCUCUCCUGCUAAAGACACUCACUUUAACUGGUGUAAUGUUGUAAGAGCUCAUUCCAAAGGCUUAGAUACAGGCAAUUGAUACUGAAUUGCAUGGCAGACUGAUCCACGCAUUUAACUUUAAAAAGAAAAAAGAGAAAAUGUAACUAUUUUCAUAAGGUAUAAUAUUAAAUAAAGAAACUAAGAAUUAUUCAAUAUUAUUAAAUCUGUUGUCUCGAAACACAAAAUUGUAUUCUGUUCGAUUUCAUGCCACAAAGCAGUAAUGAAAACUAUCUUAAAUAAAACAAAAUAUAUAUUUUUGUGAAAUUAUGUAUUUGCACACAUAAUUUAAAAAUAAUUAACAGAUGUCAUUAUAGUUUCAGAUUGAAACCUAGACUUUAUAUCUAUCGGGGGCACUACAAAGAGAAUUAUGCUAAAUAAAAAUUGUUCACAUUUGUGUGUCUUGAAGUGCAAUUAUUAUAAUUUAGAAAACAAAAUAUUACUCUUCAUAUAUAUAUUAUAUUUUUAUGGAGAAUUCUGUGCCUUGUAAGUUUUGGUUUGUUUGUUAGUUUUUUUAAAAACUCCAUUUUAUUUAGUUAAAUAACAUUUAAAAAAACCUCUUAUAUUCUUAUUGAGACACCCCUGUGCUCUCAUAUAUAUUUAUACUUAUUCAAAGUGAUAUUUGCUAUUGUGAGAUUUUGUAUUUAGGAUGGGUGUUCUUUAUAAAGCAUUCUAAGGCCACAUUCUAAAAAUGGAACAAUCCAUUACACCAGUUUUACACCUUUGUCCCAAUAUAUAUGGCUUUUAUUUAAGAUACACUUCUGUUUGUAAAUAAAAUAUCGCCGCACUAUUAAAUUUACGAUACAUUAUUUAAAUGGGGCUAAAUAUUCAUAAGCACAGUGAUAAUUCGUUAUUCUUGUGUAAGAAAAGUAACCAGAACUUUUGAAAAUAAUGUUUUAGAGACAGACAGGUGUAUAAAGGACAACUUGGUGAAAAACGUUUCAGAUGCUCAAUAACAAAUUAUUUAACGUUUAAUAGAUUUGAUCGACAAAACGUAUACAACAUUUUAUUUAUAUCAAAGUAAAUGGAAAUUAAGAAGGAGAUGCUUGUAAAAACAAACAAAACAAAUAAUUGUAUGAAUAUUGUUAAAAUGGCAGGCAGUCUGUAGAGGAGUGUAUAGGAGUUGCAUGGUACCUGGUGGGCCUCUGGAUGAAAUAUUUCUUCUUUAAGUAUGGGACACAGUAUUUAACUUUGGCCUUUUCCUGUCACUUUUCGAGUGCCACCAACGCAUUACUAGUGGGUAGGUUUGCUUCAUUUGUCCUCCUUUUUGUACCCAGGACUGCCCAUUAGCUUGCUAACAAAGUAUUACUUUACUUUACCACUUCACCAUUAAGCUGAUGCAUAACUGACCUGAUUUAGCUUUGAUACAGGAUAUCAUAAGACAUCGCCAGGGACAAAUGUUGGGAAAGCCAUGACUUAAUCAGGACUCUGUCACUAAAAAUAAAAUAAACAUUUGGUAAUUCAAUCACAAUUAAAACUUUUUUUUUUUUACAUUUAUUUUUAUUAUAGAACCAUCAUCUCCUGCACAUAUAUAUAUAUUCUUUUUAAGGUGGACAAAGUCUACUAUAAACCAUGAUAUUAUUUUUAUUAUUUAUAUAUACCAAUUUCUGAAUAAAAGCACAUAAAAGAGAGCAUAUGUUAGUGUUUGUUUCUUUAUCAUAUAUAUUUUUUAAAAUUUUUAUUAUUUUCUUUAAUGUUGCUAUAGGUAGUAUUUCUUUCCAUUUACUCCUGGACUGGAAAAUACAAUGGAGGUGCACAACAUUUAUUAUUUCCCCCAUUACACAGUUAAACAUCUUAUUCAGAAGGAAUACAUAUUUGUAAUAUUUGUUAUUUUUAUUUGUAUAUUAUAUUAUACUUUUCUAAAAUCUAAUACUUCCAUAAGUGAAUGUGCUUAAAUACUCUUUCUCAUAUUCUUUUUAUAUUAAGUACGACAUAAUAUUAUUCAUUUAUUUGUUUAAUACUAAUGGACAUUAUAUAUAGGAAGUGAGAAUUCGAAGUGAAUUUCUAAUUUAAGGCCAGAUUACCUGGUCUGCAAACAUAGCUGACAUUGAGAAUUUCUCUAGUUUGGUUAGUUUGACGUGAAAUUUGAAAUUCACUUGGAAUUGUAGUAAAUAACCUUAUGCAUCUUCUGCACAUAAACAUGUAUACAAAAGAAAUCAGUAUGUUAAAGAUUUAAUGUUUAUUGAUUUUUUUUUUUAACUGCAUCUUUACUGGGGAUUUUAGCAGAACUCCAACAGUUUGUGUGUAUUUUGUUUUGUUUUUGGUUUGUUCAUUCUGCACACAUUUAUAAGGAGCAUAUAUGUCCUGUAAUCAUGUAUUUAUGUUUAUAUAUUUCUUACAUGUAUUGCUACACUAUGUAGACUUUAUGAUUUUGUUUAUCUCGCUCUAAUUGCGCCGGUCUUUUUAUAGAAUAUAAAUAUGAUUCAUUCUUAUGCAAUAAUAGGUGACUGUUUGUUUUACUGAGUUCAAAGGGCAGAGUUCAUUUUGGGUUGUUUGUAUUCUGUACACACUUAAAUUCUCCUGAAAUAUAUUUUCCUGUAUAAUACGUCAUAUUAUUUUCUCAAUCCAAUAUUUAAUUUGCAAUCUCGAAUAUUUAUAUUUAUCAUAUAUGAAAGGGAGUACAGGUAUUUUUUAUUGUCUCCCUUUUAGCCUAUAAUAUAUCUAAUCAAUUUGUGAGAAUAAGACUAAGAAAGAAGAGACCCUUUCAAACAUUUUGCUUAUUGAUCCAUUUUCAUUACCAGAAGACAUUUUUUUUUAUAUGGUUGAAAUCAGAAUUCUCAAUAUAACCUAUUCUACUAAUUUGUGAUAUUUUUUAAUGGUUUUAGUCUUGUGUUUUGUUUUCUAUGUAACUGUAAGCGUAUCUUUUGGUUGUACGAUGUAUUGCAUGCAAACCUGUUUAGGAGGAGGAGUUUCUGUUCUUGGUUUUAGCCGCCAUACAGGGCCAGAUCAUUUGACCUUUCACUUCCCAUUCUCUGUGCCAAAUGCCAGAGUCUGUUGUUUGUGUAAAAAGCUUGUAGACCUCUACCUUUCCUUGCGACGCUGGUCUCUGCUGCAUCAGAAUGACAAGUGAACUAAUCUAUUUUUGUACAGAUCUGUCCCUGUAUAAAAUUGAAUUUUGUAAUUAUGGAAAAAAUGAAGCAAAUGAAAAAUGUAAACUCAGAAUGUUUAUUUUUAAAAUAUAUUUGAUGAGUUAAAUUACAUAAAUAGAUUUAUGAGUGUAUUAAUAAAAUAUUUGGAAAAAGAAACGCAUGGAUUGAGAGAGAUGUGUGAUUUGUUGAAUCAAACCUGUCCUAUAAAAUACACACAUAUAUAUUUGUUUAUCAAAUGUGCAAUACCUACACAAAUUGUUAAAUGAAAUGCAAAAUCGAUUCUUCUGUUUAUACUUUCACACUACUUAUUGCUUUGGAUUUUCUAUCAUUCUUUUUCCUGUUUUGUGCAUAUAUAUCUACAUGUCUUUCCAUCUGUCAGUCUACCCUUUCAUCUGUAUGUCUUUCCUUAAUUCUAUCAGUCCGUUUCUCUACUCUCUACAUUUAUUAAUUUACCACCCUUAGUUGAUAUCGUUUGGUAAUAUUAAAGACAAGGUUUAAAAAGAGGAAUAAUGAUUUGGAACCUCAUAUCAUAUAAAAGGAAAUGCAUGAACAGGGUCUAACCCUCCCUGCCUAAUACAGUGUAAAUGGUAAAUAUUAACUUCUUAUUGACCAAUGCCUAACUAUUAGUUUUGAAGGAAGUAAAUUUCACUUGAACUCUUCAGAGUCCACAUUAAAACAAAAUCCCAUUCUCUCUAUUUCCCCCCCACCCCCCUUCUGUUAAUCCUAGUUGAUGGAUAUUUUAUAUAUCGUAGAAGGACAAUUCCAAACACUUGAUGAAAAGGACCUAGUUGUAUUCAUGUUAAUAUUAAAUGAAUACUGUACUGGUAUAACAUGCUUCUUCUAUCAUAUUAAUAUUAGUACAUGUUUGACAUGGUUUAUUAUUGUCUAUUCGCACAGAUUCUUAAUGCGACAAAAAUAUAUUCUGAUUGUAUGUUAAUUAAUGCAUGUUUGUGUGUUCACUAGUCAUCCUCUGUAUACUAAGGUUCAAAGAUCAGAAAUAUUUGACAGUAGAGAGUCUGGAUUAUUUCAUUUUUCUGAGAUUUUUAUAAUUACUUAUGCUGAAAAAUUUUCAGUGCGAAGAUGCCAUUUAGGCAAUUUUAAGGUGAUAUUUUCAAGAUUAAUGAGUUAAUCUUUAAAAUAUUUGACAUACUAAGGUACAAAUGUUACAGUAAUUUGACUAACAGUGGAAGGAGAGGGAAAUGAUGGUCAAACAAAACAGGAGUAUAUAUAGGAAAUGUUUAAAAUGAAAUGGUGCUAUUCCGGGGCAAAUUACUAAAUAAGGAGCAGUCACCAUGGAAACGAAUAGAACAUCUCUCAUCAUAUAUCACUUUGCACCCAAAGUAGCAACAGUUUUGCUCUUGAUAAAUCUCCCUGUGAUUUUUUUCUGAGCAUUAUUUAAUAUCUAUACAGUUUUCAUCAAUAUUCACAAAGCCAAAAAAGUUAUAAACGGUUCAUGGAAUGUUAACCCUGAAAAAUGCAGUUCCACCUUUGGUAUUUGGUAUAUAUGCAUAUCCUUGUUAAUGCUAUUAAUAUGGGAUCUAGCUAUCAAUCUUGGUACAUAAAUAAUGUAUUACAUAGGGUGAUCCCAGGGUUUAUGUGCUCAAAGGUCAAGGGAAUGGAAGGGUUGUAAAGCAGUACGGUCACCGUCUGGGGACUAUGCAUAAUUUACCAUGCCAUUUCUAGUGGUCAGGUGUGACAGAGAGAUUUUCUCACCUGAACCUGUCCCUCGCGGGUACCACCAUCAUCUGCUGUCCAGUCCUCCUCCACUCUUGGCGUUUUCAGCACAGGAGCCGACGUCACUGCUGUACCCUCACGCUUGCGCAAGACUAUAACAUUGAGGUCUAUGGAGGACCUGCGAGACCGCAGGAUCCUCCAUAAAUACAGCUGAUAUCUCUGCAGCCAUCACAAGUGACAGGUGGGAGAUUGACACUUCUAGAUGGUGAUAGCGCCACCAAGUGUCUAGUAGUGCCAGGUAUAGUCCCUACUUUGUCUCAGUCUAUCUUUUAACUGGGUUUUUAAUAUCAGUGAAGUUCCAAAACAGUCAGUAUGGGUAUUUCAUAAAGAUUUUAUCUUUAUAAAAUGCCAAUUUUUGGGGGGUGGGAGUGUGUGUUGUGGCAGGGGGGAGAGUAAUAGUGUCACUUUAAUAAGGGUAUGUUAAGGGAUGAUAAAUGGGGAUGCCCUGUUGAAGAACCAGGGUUUAGUUGACUGAAAACUGGGGUGGUUCUCUGCUCUGAUUGUGAGCUUGGAGGUUCCCAAGGAGAUGAUCAGAGGUUGAACUUUUUAAUGUGUGGUUGUUUUGUGCAGUGUCCUUUGUGCUAUGUGUAAAGAGCUUAAAGAAGUGGAUUGUUCCUUCACUGGCGUAGUUUGAACAGGUCAAUGGAUUUUUUUAUAAUUGAUAUGAAGGUAACUUGAUAGCAAAUCUUGAAUGCAGAAGGUGUUCUUGUCACCUAGGUAUAUGACGACAUGUAGAGUAAUGGUCCAUUUUAUUUAAUUUUUGCUGCUUCCCUUGUUUUAGACUUAUUCUUCAUAUAGAGUCCUUGGCAGUGCCUUGGUUGUGGUUUCGUGGAGGGGCAAUCUAAAGGACAUAACCUAUUGCAGUUUUGGUGGAGGAUGCAAGGUCCAUAACAUCUUUCAUAGUCUAGUAACUGGCUUUGUUCAUCUCAAUACAGGGGGUAUAGAAAAGGUCCACAUCCCUUAUGUAUGUGUAUUGUCUUUUCAGUGCUGUUAUAGGCAAGCAUUAGUGGCAUUAGCUGUGACUCUACUUUUGUUUGACUGUGACUCAUGUCACUCUAUUUGUCUAAGGUGUUGCAGUCCAUUACCCGAAAGGUCAUAAGUUGUUCAUAUUUCCCUAAGAAUUCUAGAAAUAGACUGAACACUCUGCAACUCACUCCCUUCCAGAGUUUAGCUCAAUAACUAUUGAAAUGUUUUUGUCUUAGUCCUCACCUGGGUGCACAGAGGUCAUUUGUUGAUGGCUAUAAAUGUGCUACACCAAAUGACACACUUUAUGUAAUAUCCACCGGAAAGAAGUCUAUCAAUUAUUUACAUUUCCUCAUUGCUGAAUCACACCGGGAGAAGAGAAGCGAUUAAGCUCGUUAGCACAUGAAAGACAUUUGUUACUAAUUUGUAGGAGAUGAAGCCACAACUAAUCACUGUAAUAUCAAUAGUCUAAUCAUUUAUAUUAUACAUUGCCGAAAGGAAUUAAUCUGCAACGGCGCAGUAAUGGAAGAAGCACAUAUGUAUCAAGGGAAAUGACGACAAGAUAAAUACAGGAUCUUCUCUGGAAAAAAAAACCCAUAACUCUGCAGUGAGAUCAAAAUGUACUACUGCACUACUGGAAAUCUUGACAAUAGUGCCAUCUACUGAUUUAACAUGGUCAUCAUUUUCAAAAUUCUCUCUUUUUUUUCCAGUAUAAAUGUUUUUUUUCCAGAAAGGAAUGGUACAGGGAUAACAAAACAAACUACACUGCUUACAAAUAUAGUAUUUGCAAUAAAGCUUCUGCACACAAAUCAGAUCAUUUGUUUAUAAUAUGUAAUAAAUAUACUUAUAUAGGUACAUGUGGCUGUUUUCUUAGAAUCUCUUUCAGAAAAUUAAAAAAUGUCGGUACCUUCCAGUAUUUGAUAUGAUGAUUAUUGUCUCUACAUGCACACUUUUCCCUUGUAUUAGUGGGCAAUACCCAUAGUUAGCAGUGCAGUUAGCGUGUAUGCAAUUUGUGUGGAGUUUUCUGACAAUUUCAGCACCAUGGACAGUAUCAUCCACCACAUUCUCUAUACUCAGACUCUAUAAUGCAGCGAUUCCUAACUUGUGAAUCAGGAUCAAAAUGGGACCACAUGCUGUUUUAAAGGGUCCCACUGGUUGUAUUCAUCAGACACCAAUCCACUAUUACAAAAAUGUUUUACUAUAGCAUUGAUGCUAUCCUCUGUGCAGUGCUGGCCUCUGCAAUACUAACUAGUGUCUAAUUAAAAGAUCUGUUAUGGAAUUUUAUUUUCGUAUGCAUUAUAUUGCAAGAACUAUUCACAUUUUUACAACAAAUAUGUGCACAAUGUGGAAAAUAGUCAAUCCGAAGCUCUAUACACCUCAAAGUGGUGUCCCCUCUACCACUUUAAAAUCAACAGUAUACAUACAAAAACAAGAUGGAGCUUCUUAAAAUGGCAAUGAAACAGAUAUUCUGGAAAAUAAAAUAUAAACAAUAGCGCAAUACAGUAGUGCAAAGGAAAUUGGAAAUGUAUACUGUAUACUAUGUAUAUGUAUACUAUGUAUAUGUAUACAUAUGUAUGUAUACUAUUCACAUUUUUAAUUGUGUGAUUAAAGAAUGGUCACCAUGUCAAUGCCAUGUACAUAAAAAAAGGAUAAGAACCCCGCUGAACAAAAUUUCUCGAAUAAAUCUUGCUUUAUUUAAAAAAAAAAAAAUGGUUAAGAACCACUGCCUUAGUGAUAUGUAUGCCACAUUUGUAACACUGACAGGUUCUACGGGCAGUUUUAGAAUAAUACUAGUAUAAUAACCAUGUCAGAGGCUAUAAGAUAAAUGAAUUACCUUACAUUCUGUUACAUGGGGGAAUAUGCUUUACUGUUCCGGAGAUGACUGAUCAAUGUAGUAAAAUAGAGAUUAAUAAUUCUUGAUGCUCAGCCAUUUCCUGGUAGCAUGAAAGCUAUGUGCACCGUUUUCGAUACUAUAAGCUGAUGUGUGGUCUGGUGGAAAGGGAUGUUGAAUAGGUCUGUGUGUUUUUAUUGAUGUGUGUUUGUGAUAUAGUUGACAUUGUUUAACAGGAGUUACAGUAAAUUGUGCUUUAAUGGAAAAAUGUAAGAGUUAGUGUAAAGUUUUUCUCAUAAGUAUGUGACAUUACAUGAGUGAUGCCUAGCCAUAACACUACAUAUGUUUGUGAAGCACAUUGUCACAAAGAAUGCCACUGGGCUAUGUGUAGCUUUUCACAGGUCUGAUUGUGUAAAGCUAGAUUGUGUAUGUGUAUAUUUGUGUAUGUGUAUAUGUAUAUUUAUGUGUGUGUGUGUGUGUGUGUAUAUAUAUAUAUAUAUAUAUAUAUAUAUAACUUCACAUUUUGCAGCCCUCACUGUCACAGGUGCCCUGUUCCAGGGCCCUAUUUAAACUUGUACUGCAGAGCCCCAGGAGGAAGCAUUUCCCAAGUGGAUUAAUCUCAUAAGAGCAGGCAUUAGGCUGCUAGAGUAGGACCUGCUAAGAAUGGGGUACAUUGACGUUGUUGCAGGCUUAUGCAAUGUAUAAUCAAUUACUGUAACUAAAGCCCCAUUAUGUGUGCCAAGAUUAGGUAUUUAAAAAAAAAAAAACAUUCUGUGAGCUUUGAUAUUGCCAUUUAGUAAAUGAGUGUACUGAAUCUUGUACAUUUGAUAUAAAUAUAUACUAUAUAUACAUAUAUACACAAGGUGAAAAUUCCCUCUUGCCUCUAGCCAUUGGCAAGUUCAAAUGUAGCAAGUAGAAAUUCACCCCAUGUGAGCAUAUGAUGACUUGCAGUGGCGAGUAAUUUUAAGUCCUGGCUAGUAGCGGUGUGUGCGUGUGUGUAUAUAUAUAUAUAGCACCAAAAAUAUGUCUAGUGCUGUAUAACUAGUAAACAAGACAAAUUUUCGGUGACACAAAAUAUCAACGUAUGAGAUGUACUAAAGAUGAGGAAGAUCUCUUUGUUAUACUCUAUGUGUUGUUUAUUCUCCCAUUAGCUCUCUGUCGGUAAUAAAUAUGGGAUAGAAAAAUCAGUCCCCAACUGCAGUUCCACUCAUGGACAUGGUGAAUGAACUGAUGGAAGCCAUAUCACUGUUUUGACCGCUGUGGCAUGAUUUUCUUAAACAAAAUGCUGAAAAAUAUAUGUAUGUCUAAAGUAACUUGUUUGAGUGGUUUCAUAUAAAGUGCUUUAAAAGUUUACUACACUUAUGUUCUUCAACUUUUUUCUGAAACAAAUUAGUCAUUUUAGUUUAGUUUAGCCAAAUCUCCCAUUUACUAACUGUUCUAGAAAAUCCUGAUAAUCAGUCCCUACCCUGCUUUUUGUAAAUAAAUAAAUAACUAAAGGCAGGCCAGUAAAUUGAAUGAAUGUGUUGUAUGUUGGAAUAAUUGUGUAAUUGCAGAAGGCAAUUUCGAAAAGAAGAAAAAAACUUGAUAAAAUGUGGGUUUAUUCUGAAAGUGAGACUGUAUUAUACUAAAAAAGUUUUUUUAUACAUAUAUAUAUAUAUAUAUAUAUAUAUAUAUAUAUAUAUCUAUAUAUAUAUAUAGGGAAAUACAGAUGUUGCUGAACUACAACUCACAUGAUUCUUUGAAUUACAUAGAUAGCCAGAGAAUCAUGGGAGUUGUAGUUGAGCAACAUCUGGGGGGCCAGAGUUUGAGGACCCCUGAUAUAAAGGGUCAUUACAAUGAAAUGCUGCCAUGUUGUAUUGAAUAAUUUUGUUAAACCAGGAUACCAAUUCCAUACGGAUCUACCAACAAAUUAUUUUAAAAGGUAUUAUUUUUGAAUCCCAUAAUUCUAAAAAGUAAAAACAAAAAUCUUACACAUAUACUAAUAAAAAAAAAAAAACCUUUUGUGUAGUUUGUUUGCAUUUUUAAUUAUAACAGUAAGACAUAAUUUGCCCUAAGAACAAAAUGUUUUGUAUUUUUGUAUUUUAAAAGAAGAAAAACUACCACAACAAGAGGACAUAGUCUUAAAUUAGAGGGACAAUGGUUUAAAAAUAAUAUCAGGAAGUAUUACUUUACUGAGAGGGUAGUGGAUGCAUGGAAUAGCCUUCCAGCUGAAGUGGUAGAGGUUAACACAGUAAAGGAGUUUAAGCAUGCGUGGGAUAGGCAUAAGGCUAUCCUAACUAUAAGAUAAGGCCAGGGACUAAUGAAAGUAUGUAGAAAUAUUGGGCAGACUAGAUGGGCCGAAUGGUUCUUAUCUGCCGUCACAUUCUAUGUUUCUAUAUUUGUGCUGCAUACCAAAUUUAUCAAAAACAGCAAAACUCUGAAAGGACAUACAGAAUCCAACAUAUUCUCUAUUUAAAUGUAAAAUGGAAAAGUUAAAUAUUAUUUGAGGUAUAUCGAUGGUAUCAAGAACAGAACAUUAACCUUUACUUGCUACCAUCAAAUUCUUUAUUUAUAUAAUGCAGCAGCUGACCGACUAAGGCCUUCUCUGAGGUAAAUUAUAUUUGUGAAUGAUGCAUGAUACAUGCUCUUCUAAAACUCAUAAUCUGUGUCAUAUUCACUGUAUUUCUUUUGUUAUAUUUAUUUUAACCCCUCCAGUACCAGGGUUAGCUUCUUUUACAUCAUGUCACUUCUAUUUCCAUUGUGACUUAUUGUCUUCUGACUGGUUUAAAGACAAUUACAUUUCUUGAACAUACUUUUAUUUUAGUGGUUCAUUGGAGAGACCACAGACUAGUUAUAAAAUGUAGGUGUAAGUAGACAUAUGCCAAAUUCUGUACCCAGAUUACUGUUUUGCGAAUAAACUUAAUAAGUGUUAUAUUGUUACAUGGAAGGUAAAAACCGCGCUCGUAUCUAGACCAGUUGACAAAUUCCGUACCCAGAAAUGACUGUUUAGCGAACAAACUCUUCGGUAACUCUUCAGUAAGUGAUUAAUAUUACAUGGAGGCAAAAACAGCACAGCUAUCUAUUUCUUUUGGGGUUUUUUUAAGAUGUAAUACAAUAUCAUUAAAAUUUUGGCAUGGUGGCCUAUAUCAUAUAAAUUAUUCAAAGUACAGAAAUCCCAGCCCCUCUACUCUGAUGUAUUUUUGUCAUUCCUUUAUCACAUCAUUAAUUUAACAUUGGAAGAACGGACUGUACCAGGCAGGGAGAGGAGAAACAAUCUGCUUCUUUUUGUCCCAGCUCAGUACGAAAGCUCAUUUAUGCAGCAAAUAACAUGGAACAAAGUCAUUACAGGAACAAACUCUGCGGAACAUUAUUGAACAUCUAAAGAAAUGCUUUGAGCAGCAACUAUCUUUUCUCAAAUGUAUGGAUUUUUAUGUUUGAACCUAUUUUGGUGAACUAGGAUGAAUCCCUUACAACUGAGAUUUACUCUGAGACUAAGGCACGUGAAAUCUUGCUAAAUGUUCUUUGCAUUUUCACUUUGCAGAACAGGAAAAAAUAAUCAAUGAAGUUGUAUAGCACCUUAAGGCAGACGGUGAUUUCAAUCAGUUUACUAAUUUUACCUGGCUGUUUAUUUUUAGAUUUUUGUUCCAUGUCUAUGUAUAAAAUGCUGGCAUCAUCCUCGCCACUUGCCAGUGUUCAUAUUGUCAUCAGUACCAAUAUGGCCAAUCCUUUAUCAGAUGCUCAGAAGCUGUAAUAACUGCACAGUUAUGUAAAUCUGACACAUGUUCAAUAAUAAAAAUGACUUUAGAGGUAACAUUACUCCUCAACAAACCUGCAAAUUGAAAUACAAUAGAACACAUAUUGCUUACACAUAUAUCGUUUACACAUUGCCGUAUGUACAUGUACAAUAGAAAGAUAUUGAACAUUUCACUAGUUAACCAUACUUUAUUUCCGACUGCUCAACCUAUCCAUGCAUCAUCAUAGAUGAUCUUAAAAUACAUAAUUUUACAUAACAUCUAAGUGAACUGACUGUACUUAUGUAUAUGGUAUAAAAAAGGGUAGUGCUUUAGUUUCAAGCAUCCUUAAUUACAGAUAUGAUAAAAAACAUAAUAUGAUGUUGGAAAAGUUCCUAUCUAGAAAAUAAGAAAUCCCUCGGAGAUCAGUACACCGUACAUAAAUUUAAUCACAGCGCCACUUGUGGAGUGUACCUUUUUUUUGCAGGGAGAGGCAUUUGCAAGUUCCAACGCAGAUUGUAUCAUAAAGAAAAACAUACUUCAAACAAAGAAGAAUGCCUCAAUCCACUUGAAAGGUAAAAACAAAUGAAUUUAUUAUUUAUUCGUGUACGUAACAUGGCUUUAACACACAGUAGGGAGCACUGGAUUCCCUAACGCAUUUCACUUGAUCAGAGACUGAUUUCUGAUAAGGUGCUGUCAAGGUCCAAAAAUGGUUUAAAGUGUGAAUCCAGAGCAGCCCACUGUGUGUUCAAGCCAUGUUAUGUACAUGAAUAAAAGGUAUGAUACAUUUGCUUUUACUAUUUAAGUGGACUGAAGUGUUCUUGUUAGUUUGAAGUCCUGUUUUCCUUUCAUACUGUUUCUAUCCACAAAUAUAAAACUGCCUAGUUAAAAAGAAAGAUUCUAAUGGUAGAACACUAGCAGACAAUCCACCUGGAAAACUAUACCUACUUAUAUUUCUCUCCUGUAAAAAUAUAACUGACUAAUUUAUAACAACGGAUUUUAUUGUUACUGUUUGUAAAAAAAAAAAUAUCCUGCUAAACUAUACAUUCUAAUUAAUGUAUGUAUGUAGUCCGUUUUUAAGUUAAAUAAGCCAUUGGAGAUGUAGUUGGAUUAAGUCUCCAACCAAACUUUCUAUUUCUCCACCUCUCAAACCAGGCAAAGAAGGGUUAUUUUCUCCAGCAUUGUACUAAUUGAGCAAUCAGAUUAGUUUAAUUACUCUUCUCUUUUACACAAUGGUAGCUAUCUAAUUGUAAUUUCUUUGCUGAAAUCAAUUCAAUUAAGCCUAUUUUUGUGUUUAAAGCAGAUCUGUUUGAUAGAUACUGUUGACUUAUAUAUGCAUUUACUCAGGUUGGCUCAUGUGUAUGCAGAAAAUAAGGUACAAAUUAGCUACAAGAGAACGCUUUCUGAACUUUACAGUCACUAUGCUAAACAUUUUUCGUUAAAUUUGGAUGAACUGUUUCGAUGCAAGUGAGGACUCUGCUUUUCCAGCAAUACAGAGGGAAGAUAUUAUACUUCUUCCUUUUUAGAAGGCAGAUGCUCUGUCAUGAUGGUAGCUUGUCACUCCACAUGUUGUAGAUUGUUGGUGACUGUGAUACUGUGCCAGUCAAACUGCAUCCUAGCAAAGCACCAUGGGAAAUUCAGCCUAGAUCAUCUGGACAACCAAUUGUUUGCAGUUACUGUAUAUUGGAUAUAGUGUGGGUAGUUGUAUGGGUUUAAAAACAUUGUAAUAAUGAUGUUGCGUUGCAAUGCAAUAUACUUCUCAGAUUAGUAAAUAAUUGUCACACUGACAGAGGUAGAUGUGACCUUCUGCUUUUUUGUUCAGGCAUAAUUUCAUGAACCAAUCACACGCAGUUGUUGUAGGAUACACAUUCUAUUACAACUAGGUAGGUAAGUGCCCUAGGAUGGUUAUUCUUGAAUAACACCAGUUAGGACAGUGAGAUGUAAUAGCUGUUGUUUUGUUACACCUCUAGAACCGUUCCAAUGGCGGGUACCGUAUAUCUAAGGUAAACUUAGAAAUGUAUGUAUGAUAAUGGCUGUAUCGGAGUAUAUGUUUGUGUUCAUGAAAUUGCAAGCAAAUGUAUGCAUUUGCUUCCUGAUCCUGUUUGUGGAUUAUACAAUGCCAAACAUUACAACCCAUAAUGCAUGUGUGCUACCUAAUCAUCCUGGGAUGUCACACUUAGUUUUGUAUGUCUGCAUUAAAGUGUGUUUGUAUUUAACGUUUGUACACAUAAUAAGCACAAUAAUAAGCACAAAAAUAACUUUAGUUUAAUGUUUGUUGUGUAGAUCAUAUACCUGCAGUUUCUCUGCCAUUAAGAGUUUAAUUACUUUGAUUAUGCAGCCUAAGCCACUCCUCUCCUGCAUGUGACGUACACAGUCUUCAUACACACUUCCUGAAAAGAGAGAUGUGAUUUGUAAACCUUAUUUAUUUCAAAGUGUACAGAUGCUCCUCACUUAACGACCUACCUACUUAACGACCGAGGAGUGCCUGUAUAAAUUAGAAAAUUCUUAUCUUUCGCUCAGAUAAUAGCCUGCUAGAGCCUUCAGGAUGCUCAUGUGUGUGAUUAAAGUUUAUUUAACAGAGCAGGUGAUAAGAACGUCUAGCAUAAACACACUGUGCUGUGAUUGAAUAUGAAAACAUCUUUUUUUUCAUGGAAAAUGUGUGUCACAGCCAGGGAUUAUGUGACUAGUGCUGCAAAACUAAAAGUGAUUUAACUCCUAAAUUGCAGAGCAAUAAGCAGUGAGACCACAGGCGCUUGAUAUAUAUACACCUAACGGUUUCAUUAACCUAAAGUUGUUUUGUUGCUUUGAUAUUCCUUUACCAUUUGUACCACUAUGCUAGCAGCAUUACAUUAUACUCCCCAACUGUUCCAGAUCUUGCAGGAUGGUCAUGAUUCCUGCAAUCUUAGAUGUUUCUUAAUAUUUCUGCAUUAGAGAAAAGUCACAGAACAAGGCAGCACAAGAGCAUCAUAAAAUGUGCUUGUGACUAUGCACCUUCCCAGAUAUUUCUACUCAUGAGAGAGAGCUCUCAAAGCACUAUGUGCACAGACAGCCCUGCAUGUCAGCCUAUUAAAAAAAAAUAUUCCAGCAAAUCCUUUUUCAAACAGUGUCCCUUUUAUGUAAGAGCCCAGAGUGAACACAGGAGCAACGUUUCGACCACUACAAUGGUCUUCGUCAAGCUUUGUCAAGCUCACCGUGGGACUUUAAAGGGACUAUGGAAUAUUUUUCUUUAUUUUGAAUACAUGUACUGGCUUUGGCGGAGACAGAAUCCGUUCACCCUAUGUGGCAGGUGUUGUACCCUUCAAUUUGUAUUUAACUUUAUGUAAGCUUGAUACUCGUGCUAUUCCUAAUGAUAUGCUGUCUUUCUGCGCACACUUACCUUCCUGAAGCAUCAGUGAUGCAUAUUGUGUCACUGGUACACCAUCUUUUCAGCCUCACCCCCUUUAUAAUACGCAGCGGUUCCAUAGAGUUUUAGUUUAAAGUCUCAUACUAAUAACUGUUGGCAGAAUAAGCAUGGUAAUUAAAAUGCAUGUCUUAUAAAGUGGCGCCAUGUCCAUUUUGUAACACAGCAACUUAUACUUUGCUGAAGUGUGCACACUAGCAUUUUUGUCAUUGUAAUUCUCGUUGCAACUGCCAAGUGCUGUGAUCCUGCUGAAUAAGACAUCCAUUGUCAUCGUAACUGUAUCUGUGAUGAUACCCUGCUCCCAGCUGGCAGUCACUGAAAGCAAUUACAGUAAAAUUGCAGCUUCUGCUUCAAAGUGUGACAUAUUUUCUACCAAUCAGUAUGACAGACCCACACAUGUAAUUUUGUGAGACCCUGAUCACAGCUGGGAAACUUGGAUCUAGUUCAGUGGAUACCACACCAUUUUGGUCUAUCCAACAGACUACAUCAAAAUCUCCCAUCUCCAGGACUCAAGCCAGAGGCAUCGCACAUGUUUUUUUGUAUCUUUGAUAAAAUCUAGUGUUUUGUUUUGUAUGAUACGCAUUAUAUAGCACCAUCCCUGGGCUUGAUUCUGAAACAUAAUUGGGAUCAAAUCUAACAUCCUUCCCAACAACCUGCAGAGAUAUAGUAUAGGCUAGCUUACUGAAUGCAAAGAGGGUGCACCUUGCAUUUUCCUGCAACGUUUAAAACAAAAUACUAACGCAUUCAAUUCUGAGGUGAUAGUAACUCUUGGCGUUCCAAGUGUUUUUGAAUCAUGUUACCCUAUUGACAAGCCUGCUAACACCUGGAGUGCCAAUGGUUAUUUAUAAUAGUAAUACUUUUAUCAAAGCUGCCUAUCUUCUUUACCAGCAACUGGAUGCACAGUGGGAAAUGUCUUUUCUGAUGUCAUGCAUGACCGACUUGUUUUACAAGACACCAUCCAGUGAACAGAAUAAAUGUCCUUGGAAUCAAAUUCUAGGCUGCGUGGCCUAUUGCUCAGAUUUAGUCCCCGUUGCUCCAGCUGAAAAGCCAGAAUACUACCGAUAGUGGAGAAUUGCUGAACUGUUUUUUAUUACAACUACACCUCACAGAUAUUAUAACAGUGGGCCCCGAUGCAAUUUAAUAAGGUGUCAAUGCUUUUAGAUAGGAGCUUAUAUCAUACGCUAGCAGUAUUACAGCAAUAUGUAGUUACCUAUUUUACAGAUAAAAUAAUGGUAUAACUAACGUAUGUAGGAAGAUCAUGAUAUUUAAAAAAAUGAAUCUUUACUGUCUAACUAUCUCUAUUUAUCUAUCUCUCUAUCUAUCAUCAUCCCAUGUUUAGGAAUUAAUAUGUUCUCAGGAAAUAUUAUUUUUCGAUAACAUUGAAGUUAGAUAAAUGCUGUGUGACAUCACUUUCAUGUGUUUCUGCUGUCAAUUAAAAAUGCUUUGCACGGUAACUGUUGAAUCAAUGUCAGUUAUUCAAUAAACAUACAUAGAAAAUUUUCAUGCAUGCACUCUAAGUAAAGAUGUCUAAAAAGAGCUGUGUCAUUGUCUAAGACAAAUCACUAUGCGGCAUGGCUUGUAUAUUCACUGAGAAGGAUGUUUUGUUCUGUGUGAAAUGCUUUAUGUAUAAAAAGUGUAGGGUAAGAUUAAAAUAGGUAUAUGGUUAGUGUUAAUGUAAGCAUAAGGGUAGAGUUGGGAUAGGGUUAGCAUUAACUAUCAAAAAUUAACUUAGGGCCCAGACAUAUGAGGCGUUUAACAAUCAGGACUGAAUCUAGAUGAAGUUGAAUAAUUUUUUUGUCCUUUAACAAUGUAUAAUAUGUAUUGGGGCACUUAAAAAGAACCUCUUAAAAUUGCAGUUGAAUAAACACUUUGCACAAAUUCUAGGGUUAGUUUCAGUUCAGAACUUGUAUAAUUACCUUAAGAGGACAUCAUUAAACUUCAUUCAGUAAACAUUAAGUACAUAUAAUGUCUAAUUACUAUAUUUCUAAGCUUGGUUCAACACUCCACUGACAGCCGUCAACAGUCCUUAUUUCCACCUGAAAAUCUUGCAUAGUGUAUUUUUCUAGAUCUUCCCUAAUUUAUGGAGCACUCUAAACUGUUCUUUGAGACUUUCUCACUUUCUAAAAAAAAUCCUUAAACAAAUUCCUUCUAAUAGGCAGUCAAUCUAUUUUCUUAAUAGUUAAUCCCUGCCUCCCUACUUAAACCAUGUUUUUCCUGUGUGUGUCAAUGCACCCUUAAGAUAUCUUAUUCUCUUAUUAUAACAGAUAUAAAAUUCAGUUUCCAGACCUCAUGUAUGCAGGUAGAUAUAUUAAAGGAACAUUCUUAGCAAUAUAACCACUGCCCACUUAACGUUGUUGUGAUUAUGCUAUCUAGAGACCCCUGGCACUGUUCCCUCCCCAGUGCUAAGGGCCAUAACCCUUCUGUGUUCAUUUCAUCCAACCUGGACUUUUUUGGUUGGUUGAGAGCGUUAGGGGCAGGUUAGCACGGUGCUCUCAGCCAAUUGGCAUUGGUAAUGUUUCCCUUUUUAUUACACCUGCCAAUAUUCUCUUCUGGAUACUUUUACAUUUUGUUUAAAGGGACACUAUAGUCACCCAGACCACUUCAGCUCAAUGAAGUGGUCUGGGUGCCAGGUCCCCCAGGUUAUAACCCUUCAGAUUCAUAGCAGGGUUAAUCCAACCUCUAGUGGCUGUCUUCCUGACAGCCGCUAGAGUCGCUUUUGCGACGCUGGAUGCGAAAAUCUCAUCCAGCUUGCAGAACGUCCAUAGGAAAACAUUGACAAAUGCUUUCCUAUGGACUGUUUGAAUGUGCAUGCGGUUUCGGCUCCACUCAGGAGCUGACAUCGGUGGGGGAGGAGAGGUCACCAGCGCCGAAAGAGCCCGGCACUGGAUAAAGUUAAAUGGCUGAAGGGGUUUUAACCCCUUCAGCCCAGCGGGAGGAGGAUCCUGAGGGUGGGGGGACCCUUAGGAUUGUAUAGUGUCAGGAAAACGGGUUCCUUUAAUGGGGGCCAAAAUGUUGCCACUGUUGCCAAAUAAAAUCUGCCUUUGGAUUUAACCCUUUCUAUGCCCAGACCGCUUUCAGUAGACUUGAUGGCAAUUCUGUGCAACUUCACCUACUGGGAAAAAAAACAACAACAAAAAAAUACCCUGACCUUUGCUUGAAUACAAAAAAAAUAACACAGAUAUUUCAGAAAAAAACAAUGUUAAAGUGAAAAAAAACAUUGUUUAAUUGAAAGCACCUUUUUGCUGUUUGAGUUUGCGAACAAAUCACAAAGAAGGUUGAAUUAUCUCUGUUCUACAGUUCAAAAUACUGUACCAGAUCAAUGCUCCUCUAAAUAACUACCUGUGGUCGAUUUUCAGCCUGGCUGCUGCAAUAUUACCCACGGUGCAAAGAGGAAUUCCAUGUUUCGUCUUUAAAGAUGAGCAGAUUUAUGAUGCCUUCACAAAGAAUUCCAGCCUUGCUGCUCCAACUGCUGCCUAUAAAGCUGACAGAUGAUUUAACAGGUUCUGCGCAGCACUUGGAUGCACAGAUGAGUUGUGAUAAUGAUAGACCCAUGAUUUGUCUCCAAAAUGCCGCACUGACUUCUUGCUAAUAAUUAAACCAGUCCCAAAGUGUUGUGUAAGGAAAAGUUUCAGCUAUAACUAUUACAGUCAUUCUCAUCGAACCCAAACCAAGAUACAAAUAUUUUAGCUACAGGUUUAAGAGUAACAGGAAAAGAUUUCAGCACUUAAUAAAUGUUCAUAUCAUGAGUUGCCUGUCACUGCAAUAAAUAUUUAAUCUCCUUUUCACAAAUAGGGUUGCCUGCACUCGAGGCACACAAAUAGAAAAAAUAGACCACACAUUAGUACAUUGCUACAAAUAUAAUGCAUUCACCUGCAACUGCACGAGAAUUAAACAAAUUUAUUUAACGGUUUGUUUGUUUGCUUUUUAAAACAAACACAAACAUAUCAAAAAUCAAUGAUGGCAGGCAGGAGAUGGCGAUGACCCCGCUAAAUUUACCUUGCCGUCUAAAGGAACUGGGAUUUAAUUAAAGGGGCACUCCAAGCACCAAUACCACUUCUACCCAUUGGAGUGGUCUGGGUGCCAACUCCCACUACCCUUAACCCUGCAACUGUAAAUAUUGCAGUUUUCAUAAACUGCAAUAUUUACCUUGCAGGGUUAACUCCUCCUCUAGUGGCUGUCUUUAGACAGCCACUAGAGGGCACUUCCGGGUUUAUAGCACACAUUUUUCAAUGCUUUCCAAUGGGGAGGUCUAAUGCACGUGCGUGGCAUUGGCGCGCAUGCACAUUAGGUCUCCCCCACUGGCGGCCGCGCAUGUGCAGUACGUCGCCCCGCCGGAUGACAUUGGCAGGGGAGGAGUGUGGGCACACCCUGAACCAGCGCCGAGGGACAUCGGCGCUGGAUACAGGUAAGUCACUGAAGGGGUUUUAACCCCUUCAGCAACUUGGGACUCUAAAGGAACUGGGAUUUAAUUAAAGGGGCACUCCAAGCACCAAGACCACUUCUACCCAUUGGAGUGGUCUGGGUGCCAACUCCCACUACCCUUAACCCUGCAACUGUAAAUAUUGCAGUUUUCAUAAACUGCAAUAUUUACUUUGCAGGGUUAACUCCUCCUCUAGUGGCUGUCUUUAGACAGCCACUAGAGGGCACUUCCGGGUUUAUAGCACACAUUUUUCAAUGCUUUCCAAUGGGGAGGUCUAAUGCGCGUGCGUGGCAUUGGCGCACAUGCACAUUAGGUCUCCCCCACUGGCGGCCGCGCAUGUGCAGUACGUCGCCCCGCCGAAUGACAUUGGCAGGGGAGGAGUGUGGGCGCACCCUGAACCAGUGCCGAGGGACAUCGGCGCUGGAUACAGUUAAGUCACUGAAGGGGUUUUAACCCCUUCAGCAACUUGGGAUGGGGGUGGGAGGGAGAGGGGACCUGCAGUGCCGGGAAAACGGUUUGUUUUCCUGGCACUGGAGAGUCCCUUUAAUAUGUAGUCUCAACACCUUGGCUAAAAAUGUGUAGAAAAAGUGUGUUUUUUUUGCUUCAGAUUACAACGUGUUACUUGCAUUCAUUCUCUUAAAACUCUAUUGGUGAAGAAUAUAUCUCUGCUGACUUUAUACAUGUAUAGGCCUCAAACUUAAUUUAUAUCUUAAAGAGACACUAUAGUCACAAAACAACUUUAGCUUAAUAAAGCAGUUUUGGUGUAUAGAUCAUGCCCCUAAAGUCUCACUGCUCAAUUAUCUGCCAUUUAGGAGUUAAAUUACAUUGUUUAUGCAGCCCUAGUCAUACCUGACAUAUGGGACUUACACAGCCUUCCUCAACACUUCCUGUUAAGAGUCAUCUCAAGUUUGAAAAUGAAACCAUUUGCUUUCAUGCAGUCUGUGUCAGUCACAGCCAGGGGAGGUGUGGCUAGUGCUGCAUAAACAGAAAAAAAGUGAUUUAACUCCUAAAUGGCAGUGAAUUGAGCAGUGAAACCUCAGAGGUCUGAUCAAAACACCAAAACUGCUUCAUUAAGCUAAAUGAAAGUAUUUAGAAAAUUGGGCAGACUAGAUGGGCCAAAUGGUUCUUAUCUGCCGUCACAUUCUAUGUUUCUAAAGUUGUGACUAUAGUGUCCCUUUAAGUACAUUUGGGUAGCACAAAAGAAAAAUAAAACUUUAUUACUGCAGUAUGCUACUGUGUAAUACUAGUUUGGCAGGUACAGUUUAAAUUUAAACAAAAAUUAGUGAAACAUAUUGAAAAAAUUCUAAGGAGCUGCACACAAUAUUGUGUUGCAAAGACUACUUGAAGAAUUCAGUUGAUUAUUAUGCAAUUACAAAUUAAAUGAUCCGCUAAUUUACACGGAUGCUAAACCAAUAGCAUAAUUGACAUCAUCAAGAGUGGAGACUUGUUCACCUCAUUAAUCAGCAGCAUAGUCCAUAAAAUAUUUAAAUAUUAAAUAAUUCUAAAACUGCAGCUAUAUUACAGCUUUGUACAUGGAGUUCUGGGAAAAAAGUGUGCGUUCAAUAGAAAGGGGCACUUUUUAAUUUGAUGCUCUUUGCAAAAGUGAGAUUCAACGGUUGAAUUUUGUAGGUAAUUACGAGUCAUUUAAAUGCACGCACACAUACAAAAAAAAGUAUUUUAUUGAUUUUUGAUUGGAUGAGGCUAAAAGAAAAUGCGUCCAAUAUACUCAUUAAAUCCCAACCCUUUUUACCCUCCUGCUAUCACAUCGUAAAGUUUAAUUCACAUGUCCCUAUACUCCAUCACCGGCUGCUGGUAAUUAGCAAGUAACAUUGCUGAGUUGUUUUUAAUUUGUUUUGUAGUUUCACAUUAAUAGGGCAUUAGAAUAGCAUUAAUGCACGGGUACAUUUGUUAUGGUUGUGUAAUGAGAUAUUUUUAAAACGAUUGCCACUGUUUACAUUUUGUUGUAGAAAAGUGCUUCUUCUUUUGGGUUUAAAAAUAGAUUCAUCAGUUUUACCAAGUGCUUACAACCCUUUUAUGCUACCAUGCGAACAGGAGUUUUGGGGAGUCUUUUGGGGGAAAAAGGCUGUCCAUUUGAGUUAAGAAGUAGAAGUUAAGAAGUAGAUUAGCACAAAAAAAACAUUAAAUGACAUCUGAAAAAAAAAAAAAAACAAACAUCAAAUUCUAAGGUUUUGAUGGCAUUUUUCUCGUAACAGUCACUAAGAUUUCUAUUAGAUCAUCGUGAUAAUCUCUGUCCAAACUAUAUGUAUCUCAUGUAGAAAUAUGUGGGAUACAGGGCACAUGAUUAAAAUGCACUACCAAUCCCAUGCUUCUCAUGGCAUAGCUGUGUGACAGGCUUAGGAAUAAUUUUAUAUAAUGAAUAAACCCAAAGCACACCAAGAAUAGUUGCACAUAGAAAAUAUUUUAUUCAUAUAAUGAAAUGCUAAAACUAUGCAUACAAUGUGCAAGUAUACAGUGCAGGCAUGCUGUGGAACAUACAUAUAACCACAUGAACCUCAAUACAUAAUAUAAACCCAUAUAUAAAUGUAACCACAGGCAUACUGACCUAGAGCAGGGGAUAAUAAGUACUCGACGUUUCAGCACACAGCCUUCAUCAUUUAUAUACCCGUAUAAGUGCUACAAUAGUAAGCCCUAGUGGAGAACAGGUGUGGGAAAGAUCAAGAGAGUUAAUUAAACCAAACUCCCUGCACCAGCCACUCAGGGUGGUUCCGUAUUCUUUAUGUUGCUUCUGACAUCAUCACAUCUGAGCGACAACUCGCGUCAUUGUGUGUACGUGACAUCACCGCUUUCGCCGUCUGACACGAUGGUUAAAACAAAUGGCCAAAAAUCUUUCUGAAAGAAAAGGGAGUAGACUGGACUGCAGCAGAUGGGGCUGCACAAGGUAAACACCCACCCAAUCAGCUCUAACGUCUUUACGUCCGCGCAAUGUUUUAGCUUCUCACGCGUAUGUGACAUCACUGCGCUCACUGUCCGACACAACAGGCUGCACAGGAGGAAUAAAUAAAACCUUCCCUUUCGGUCUGAACAAAGGGACUGCAUUUGUGCACCAAAACCACAUUCAGGUCUUAAAGUGUACUUUUAAUUAAAACUUAUAUAGUAAACUCAUUGUACAUUGUUGCAAUAUAUACCGGCACUAUAUAAUAAGAAUACAUAAUGUUGCUGGGAAAUCUGAUUCUUACAGAUUUGCACUGGAAAAGCACAUGCUUUUACCAUGGGAAUCUGUCAUUCUAUCCACUGUCUUACAUUAAAAAUCCAAGCAAUCAAUCAUAACAAAAUAAGCAUUUACAAUUCUACGAGGAGUAUACAGAAUAAAGAGUAUAUCAAAUGUACAAUUUGAUUUGAAAACCUGCAGAGAGUAAAUUUCCCUUAUUUUCAGUAGAAUAUGUAUUUUCCAUUAAUCAUAAUAUUCUACCAGUGCAAUAUACAACCCCUUUUACAUUUACAAAGUAAAUGCUCAUCGUUUUAAAAGUAAUGUGCUUUCUUCUUGUAGAUAAACAUUGAAUCAGCACAGCAUUCUACCAAAAGAAUAUACAUAUUUUGCUUGUGCAUUGUGCAUUGAGAAACUGCAUUCUAUUUACCCGUGGACAUUGAACAAAGCACAACAUUCUAACAGGAUAAUGUACAUUCUCUUUAGACGUUACAUUGAGAAAGCACAAGAAUGAACAAUAACCUCUUAAUGUGCAUUCACCUUAUAGACGCAAUAGGCUUACAUUGAGCAAGCGCAAGAUUCAGCUUAAUUUCUAAGCCAUUGACUUUCAUUGCAUUCAGCAAAAUGAAUAUCAAAUGCUUGCCAAAAAAAUACAGUGAUCGUUUGCUGAAGAAAUUCAGCAAACAUUUGUUUAUUUUGGCAAUUGAAACAAGAUAAUUCGCCCAGUGCUAAUAAAAAGGAUGUUAGGGUUAUAUUUGGUGCAGCAGAAAACUACACCUUCUAUUCACCUAUCAAUGGGACACUAUAGUGUCCCUUUAACUAUUGGUCCUGUAUAUGUCUGUAUUAAUCAUUGGGCAGAUUAGAGAAAUGUACAUAUUUGAUGCGACAUGUUUGUAGAAGCGCAUGUGGCAUUCAUAGGUAUGUCAAGGAUACUUCUGCUGGGCUUUAUAGCAUUUAUAGUCAGUAUGUUGCUGUUUCCUCUAUGUUUUCCAUAUCAUUUGUAAUGGGCAACAUAUGGGAAGUGCUUUCCUGUAUUCUGUAAGUCAAAUGCUGCAGGUAGUAAAUCAUAUGAUACAUCAGGCAAGGAAUCCUGCAGCAUAUAAAUUCUACAUACUGCAGGGCAGUUUUUUCAGGUGCUGCUAAUCAACUUGCUGAAUUUCGGUUUUUAGAAUAUGACAACUGUAACGAUUUGUGGGCUAUGCGUUAUGUAACCUUGCUAUUAUUUGUGUUUAUACAAGCUUUUGUAUUACUUUCAUAUUUGUGUUCCUUUGUAUGUACUGUCUCUGAAAUGCUAAAUUCAGUAAAAAGAGAUUGACAAAAAUAAAAAGAAACUGACAAUUAUAGAAUUCUCUGUCCGAAGAAGAGUUUUUUUUUCAGAGUCCGUACAGACGUUUAAACAGCAACUAGAUGCAUACUUGCAAAAACAGACUAUUUAAUGAUAUAAUGUUUCAAUGUAGGGUAAUUUUUCUUGAUCCAAGGAUUAAUCUGGCUGCCAUUCUGGGGUCAAGAGGGAAUUUUUUCCCCCUGGUUUGUUGCAAAAAUUGAAAGUGCUUCAAACUGGGUGUUUUUGCCUUCUUUUGAAUCAACCGCAAAAAACAAAUGUGAGAAAGGCUGAACUUGAUGGACACAUGUCUCUUUUCAGCCUAUGUAACUACCCAAAUUCUAAAACUGCACAAGUUUGAAUCCCAUCAUACACACAGUGCAGUUUCAGUGCUUUGGAACAAGCACCUUGCAUUUUACUCUGUCUGUCUGUCUAAUGCAUAAACAAGACAAGCCCCAUUCUUACCUAUUUUAGCUAUUAAAAACAAAACAAAAUAUCCUUGCAUUUUUCUUUUUAUUGUAUUUUUUUAUAUACAAAAUAUACUUUUUUAACCCCUUAAGGACCAAACUUCUGGAAAAAAAGGGAAUUAUGACAUGUCACACAUGUCAUGUGUCCUUAACCCCUUAAGGACACGUGACAUGUCAUGAUUCCCUUUUAUUCCAGAAGUUUGGUCCUUAAGGGGUUAAAUAAAUAUUGAAUCUAUUUUUGAGGAAUUUGUCUAGAAAAAUGUAUAUCAAAAUUGUUGGGAAUUUCAGUUACCCUGGUUAUAUUUGAAUGGCUGGUGUGGGUAAAAAAAAUAAGGAAUUAAAUUUGUGAGCAGGCUAAACUUAGCCAGAAUCCUCCAUAAUUACAUACAUCAUAGCUAGCCUUGACAAUGUGUUUAUUUUCAUAUUCAUUCACAAAGCAUCUUGUUACAUGAUAGUUUCAUACACAGCGGGCUACUUAACCUGAUUCGUAUUGAUCUCAAUUGCUCUCAGUUAUGCAUACUUAAUUCAGAGAGGUAAUCAAAUUGAUUUCUAAAGCCUACUAGCAGAGAUCAUAACAGCAUUGGAAUCCGCGUGGCUUCUUUAUCUAUAUUAUACGAGUCAAAUAUCCUUCUAGGAACAAUCAUCUUAAAUGGACAUCUCAAUUAUCAUCACACAUGACUUCAGGAAAUAUUAUUUUUGCUAAUCAACAUCUAUGUUUUUCCCAUUUUUAUUUUCAGUAAAAAAAUUAAGUAUGCAUUCAAUUUCCUCUGUUACUAAGCAUUAAUGAAAAAAAAAGUAUUUUACAGGAACAAACAUUUAAAAAAAUAUAACUUCUAAUAAAUCAAAAGAAAACUAGCACUAAUAUAUAAUCUGAAAAAUGUAACAUAAAAUAAGGAAAUAACUCUCAUUUUCUUUAAUAAUUGCCAGAGGAAAAGUUUGAAUAUGUUUGUUUCUAACCAUGCAAGUUUCUGAAUAUUGUGUUUUGUACGUACGAGUGGUUCGGGAGAAUGUUGUCACUAUUUUAACUAAUUUUAUGAAGUUGAUGCUCAGAAAAAUACUAUUAUAACAUGCGCAACUUUGGCCACAAAUAGUCCAGGAUACAAAGAUUAUUUUCAGUCACGAGCUUGUAUGUCAGUCUGAAUGAAUGUAUGUCUGUAUGCCAUUAUGAAUUUAUGUGUGUAUGGAUGUCAGUGUCUGUGUAUGUAUAUAUAUAUAUAUAUAUAUAUAUAUAUAUAUAUUUAUGUAUGUAUGCCAGUAUGAAUGUGUGUAUGUCUGUAUGUCAUUUUGAAUGUAUGUCUGUGUGUAUGUAUGUAUGUGUGUCUGUAUGUCUGUGUCUGUAUGUAUGUGUCUUUAUGUCCUCAUGCAUGUGUGUCUGUAUGUAUGUUAGUAUGUGUCUGUCUGUCACUAUGUAUGCCUGUGUGUCUGUAUAUGUGUGUAUGUCUCAGUAUGUGUGUGUCAGUUUGUAUGCCUGUAUGUGUGUAUAUCUGUUUCAGUAUGUGUGUCUGUUAGUAUGUAUCUGUGUCCUUUUGUAUCAGUGUGUGUGUUUGUGUCUGUGUGUAUUCCUGUGGGCAGUAUUUGGAGGUGGACCCUACGGGCGGGAUUGGAAUCGGGCCCCAGGGGGCCCAGACCCUGAGCUGAGUUAGGGGCCCCAAAAUUUCUGGUGGCGGCCCUGCUUGGGCAUGUGCGUUUGCCAGUGACAGAAGUGUAUUGGUGGGAUUACUGACAAUUAGUGAGUAUGCUGAAUUAGGACAUAGAUUUCCAAUUACCUGCACAGAACACUGGGAAGUAUAUGACGCUUUUUGCAGAGCUCUCUUUUGACAACAAGUGAAUUCAGAGCUGCAUUUUUGGAGAGUUUGCUCUGGUGCCUGUCCCAGAAAAGUGGGAUACUUGAAUAAAAUCUAGUUGUACCUAGGAGACUAUAAUAUCAGAUCUAGUGCAAUGGAAGAGUUAUUACUAUUAUCUGAUCUGCUUUUGAAAUGGAUUAACGGACAAAUUAGCUUUACUAAUGUUAUAAAUCCAGCUCUGCAACUUUUGUCAACAUUUAUUGCAAUAGAUUUAUAAAGCACCGUCAGAACUUUAAAUAUUCAGCUAAUCUCCACACUCUAGCCAAUGCACAUCUUAUUUGCUGUUUGACGAUGGUACACUAGAUGUGUAUGUCUAUCACAUUAAUUUUAGCGUUUAGCGUUAAAAUAUAGAAUACAAGGCCAAAUUUAGAAUUUUUGUCAAAAAAAAAAUAGGAUUUAAAGUAAAGUGGCAAACAUUAGAAAAUUAAUUAUUUUUAAAAUUAAAAUUGCUACUUUAUAAAAAUGUUGUAAUGACCGAUCUAUGUCAAUUUCAGUCCAAGAUGUUUGUUCACUAAACUCUGAAUUGUAGUAAAGUGAACUAGGAGUGUCAAAAAUAUCUGAUACCAGUUAUAGUCACAUCUAUUUUAGCCUAGAUUCAGUCAUUCAGACUUCAGUUUGCUACAAAUUGAGGUUUUGUUAAUAAACUUAUUAAACCCCUCUCUCUAGUUUUGCAUUAUAAUGCAACAGAAUUUGGGAAUUAUGGAUUAAUAGCAGAUAAUAUUAAAGAGAAUAAUUAUAUAAACAUAGAAUGUGACGGCAGAUAAGAACCAUUCGGCCAUCUAGUCUGCCUAAUUUUUUAAAUACUUUCAUUAUUCCCUGGCCAUAUCUUAUAGUUAGGAUAGCCUUAUGCAUAUCCCACGCAUGCUUAAACUCCUUUUCUGUGUUAACCUCUACCAUUUCAGCUGGAAGGCUAUUCCAUGCAUCCACUACUCUCUCAGUAAAGUAAUACUUUCUGAUAUUAUUUUUAAACCUUUGCCCCUCUAAUUUAAGACUAUGUCCUCUUGUUGUGGUAGUUUUUCUUCUUUUAAAUAUAGUCUCCUCCUUUACUGUGUUGAUUCCCUUUAUUCAUAUAAAUGUUUCUAUUAUCAGUUUAUCGUUAUUAUUUAUUUAUUUUAAACCUUUUUAAGUAAGUAAUUCUCCUAGAAGAUUGUUUAAAGAGGCAUGCAAGAUGUUUGGUUGAUGUGAUCACUACUGUGGUGAUAGCCAACAUUGGUACUGCAGAUGUUUGUGAGCUUAAUGGAGUCCACAAAUCUCUGCGGUGCCAAGAUUAGCAAUCACCGCUCUAGUGCCUCCAAUAUGUUAUAAUCUAAACAUUAACUGAAAGUGUUUAUCUGUUUGUAAUAUUUAUUUAUUUUUGUAAAAUCUGCUAAUAAAAACGUAAUUUUGCAAAUAUUUUAUUUUAUUUUGUUUACUGAUGAUUUUGAUUUAUGCCAUCCGCACACAUUUAAUAUAUAAAAAGUGUGUGUAUGCAUUUGUGUAUGUCUGAGUGUAUAUGAACAUAAUGGAGUGGGCUGCACUCACAAUUUGAGUAGAUUAUGUCUCGGUGCUAAACUGUAAGAAGUUUAAUAAAGAGUAAUCCAAAAAAACUUUUUUUUAGUUUUUAUAAAACACGGUUAAAACGGCAGUAGUCCUUUUGAUCUUUGGACCUUUAUCAAGACUUUCUGAUGAAGGUCCCAGGAUUGGCCAAAUAUACUAACUCAAGAUGAACACUGUAAACAUUUGUUAUGUUAAAGAUAGGAUAGAAAAGCAUGUUAAAUAUUAAGGAAAAUGGGAAGCCAUGCAUUUUUUAAUUAUAUUUUUUUUCUUUUCAUAUUUACACUUGAUGUUACUACGCAGCUCCUGAAUUCGCCGGUAUCUUGCAGUCCUGUAAGUGUUUAAUCUUAUAAUAUCAGGCUAUUCAACUGGGAUGUGGGGACUCACUAGUAUUUCUCUUAGAAAAUGGCAUUUCAUUCAAACUGCUUUCCAUUAGAAUACCUAUCCAUCUACAUAUGUCCAUAUAUAUAAUUGCAAGAAAAAGUAUGUGAACCCUUUGGAAUGAUAUGGAUUUCUGCACAAAUUGGUCAUAAAAUGUGAUCUUAUCAUCUAAGUCACAACAAUAGACAAUCACAGUCUGCUUAAACUAAUAACACACAAAGAAUGAAAUGUUGCCAUGUUUUUAUUGAACACACCAUGUAAAUAUUCACAGUGCAGGUGGAAAAAGUAUGUGAACCCCUAGACUAAUGACAUCUCCAACAGCUAAUUGGAGUGAGAUGUCAGCCAACUGGAGUCCAAUUAAUGAGAUGAGAUUGGAGGUGUUGGUUACAGCUGUCCUGCCCUAUAAAAAACACACACCAGUUCUGGGUUUGCUUUUUACAAGAAGCAUUGCCUGAUGUGAAUGAUGCCUCGCACAAAAGAGCUCUCUGAAGACCUUCGAUUAAGAAUUGUUGACUUGCAUAAAGCUGCAAAGGGUUAUAAAAGUAUCUCCAAAAGCCUUGCUGUUCAUCAGUCCACGGUAAGACAAAUUGUCUAUAAAUGGAGAAAGUUCAGCACUGCUGCUACUCUCCCUAGGAGUGGCCGUCCUGUAAAGAUGACUGCAAGAGCACAGCGCAGACUGCUCAAUGAGGUGAAGAAGAAUCCUAGAGUGUCAGCUAAAGACUUACAAAAGUCACUGGCAAAUGCUAACAUCCCUGUUAGCGAAUCUACAAUACGUAAAACACUAAACAAGAAUGGAUUUCAUGGGAGGAUACCACAGAGGAAGCCACUGCUGUCCAAACAAAACAUUGCUGCACGUUUACAGUUUGCACUAGAGCACCUGGAUGUUCCACAGCAGUACUGGCAAAAUAUUCUGUGGACAGAUGCAACCAAAGUUGAGUUGUUUGGAAGAAACACACAACACUAUGUGUGGCGAAAAAAAGGCACAGCACACCAACAUCAAAAUCUCAUCCCAACUGUGAAGUAUGGUGGUUGGGGCAUCAUGGCUUGGGGCUGCUUUGCUGCGUCAGGGCCUGGACGGAUUGCUAUCAUCGAAGGAAAACUGAAUUCCCAAGUUUAUCAAGACAUUUUGCAGGAGAACUUAAGGCCAUCUGCCUACCAGCUGAAGCUCAACAGAAGAUGCAACAGGACUAUGACCCAAAGCAUAGAAGUAAAUCAACAACAGAAUGGCUUAAACAGAAGAAAAUACGCCUUCUGAAGUGGCCCAGUCAGAGUCCUGACCUCAACCCGAUUGAGAUGCUGUGGCAUGACCUCAAGAAAGCGAUUCACACCAGACAUACCAAGAAUAUUGCUGAACUGAAACAGUUCUGUAAAGAGGAAUGGUCAAGAAUUACUCCUGACCGUUGUGCACGUCUGAUCUGCAACUACUGGAAACGUUUGGUUGAAGUUAUUGCUGCCAGAAGAAGGUUCAACCAGUUAUUAAAUCCAAGGGUUCACAUACUUUUUCCACCUGCACUGUGAAUGUUUACAUAGUGUGUUCAAUAAAAACAUGGCAACAUUUCAUUCUUUGUGUGUUAUUAGUUUAAGCAGACUGUGAUUGUCUAUUGUUGUGACUUAGAUGAUUAUCAGAUCACAUUUUAUGACCAAUUUGUGCAGAAAUCCAUAUCAUUCCAAAGGGUUCACAUACUUUUUCUUGCAACUGUAUACACAUAAUCAAAACCACACAUUAUAUUUUUUAUUUACUGUACUUUUGAUCAUCUUCUGUGAUAUUAAACAUAUUGAGAAAUAUGACUCCUCUUGAAAAUAGUAGACAUUGCUUAAAUCCAUUCAACUACAUACAAACUGUUAUAAUGUAAGGACAUAUUUUUAAUUUGUGCUAGAAUGUGAUGUCGUGUUUGAUAUGUAGUGCGUUUGUUUGUCUAACUAGCUGCGUAUUCAUUGUAAUUACUUAGUGAUAAGAAUUAUUUUUAACAGUUUAUUCCUAAAAGUGGUGGAAAAAAAAGGCAAAAUAAACAGUUGGCUUGGAGAAUUUAUCUAAAUAGACUAUUUGGGCCUAAAUUUUCCAGUUCACCUUCAUUCACUUUGAAUCGCCACCAAUUCUUACUUUAGUGAAUGAUACUGUAAUUCUGUCAUCAGAAAGAAUACAUUGAUAUUGUAUUAAGUCUUGAGCUAUCGAUGCUAUUAUUACCAAACUGAACAAAGCUCAUUUCAUAUAUCUCAUCAGGAUCAAAGGUUGAGUUUAAAAGUAAAAAAAAAAAAAAGUCAAAUAUAAAGAAUUAAAAAAGGGGGUAUUCCAAGCACCAUGACCACUCAGUGAUUUGAAGUGGUCAUGGGUCUCAGCGUUUGCAUGUUUCACCAAGAAACCCUAUACAAACAGUGAUAUUAAAUUUCUCAUUGACAUCUAGGAAAGAUAGUUCCAGGUUGCUAGUGUGAAUUCUGUUCUUAAACGGCAUCUGUUGUCUGGACACAUAGCAUGCUGGUGACAGACUUCUAUGUGCGGAACAGUCACCAAUCCCCUGUUUUUGGGAAGGGAGGGGAGAGGUACACUAAAUAUUCUUGAAAACAAACAAAUCGGACUGGCAUGUAUAUUUUGUGCAUUUAACACUUAAUAAAAAAAAAAAAGAUUUGCUUAAAAAAAAAUGAAAUAAAUUCAGUAAACUGUAGAUUUGUGUAGAAAUUGCUUCUUUUUUCAAAACGGUAAAUAUACAGAAUAUCGGUAUCGGUUUAUCGGCUCUCAGCCUAAAAGUCUAAAAAUAUCAAUAUCGGUCGAUCCCUAGAUAGGAGCCAUUUGCUUUCUAGGUAGACCUCAUGUGUGAAUUUAUACAGUCAUAUUAUCUCAAGUAGAAAAGAUAUGUGUCAAUAAUUGUAAUAAUUAUAAUUAUAUAAUUCAUAGGAUUAUUGAUGUUCCUUUCUCGUUUUAUACUUUUUUCCCCCCUAAAAUUACUUAAGAUAAUUAUUUCUCUAUUUUUUUAUCAUAUUCAAUUCAGAGCCAAAUUGUUGCAUUAUUGCUAAAAUAAUUGAUGUGACCAAAUCAGAUAUUUUACCCAGCUCUGGUAAUUUAGCAUGCAUUUAUCAAAUUGGUUCUCAGGUUGCCAAAUCUUAUUAUUUAAUUAAUUAAUUAAUUUGACUAUUUGUCUCAAAGAGACUGGACUUUCCAUAAAUAUAUCAUGUGUGGUUCUGUUUGAAGACUACCUAUGUCAAUGGGGAUAAAGAGACAGGAAUACACAUUACUGCUUUCCAGAUUAUUAGAUAUCUCUGACACCACUGCAUUGUUGUAUUUGUUUUUAAUUGUUUUCACAGUCUAUACCUAUUGCAGGAAUAUUUUUUUAGCUAUUUUCUUUUCAAACUAAAAGUAGACUACCACUCAGACAACUUUGAGAUAACAUUCUGUGCAGUAAAGGUGCUAGUUGGUAUGUGUAUAUAAACUCAAAUGAAAAAUAUAAUCUGAUAACACAUUUUUUUCUAUAAUGUGUUGUAUCCAGGAAUCCUGAAAAUUCAGACAUGCCGCAUAUUACUUGGUUAAAAGAACCCUGUAGGCACCCAGCCUACAUCAUCUCAACAAAGUGGUCUAGGUGCCAUGUGCUCCCUGUAUUAACUCUGCAGCUGAAACCAUUACAUUCUGCAGGAACAGCAAUUUUUACUGCUUUUCCUUUUGUUGUUGUUGUAGGAUUAACCUGCCUCCAGUGACUGUCAUACUGACAUGUUUGUAUUCCUAACACUAUAGUAUUCCUUUAAAUGUAGUGCUUUGUAAUAUAGCUUGGUUAAAUAGUGUGAUCUUUUUUAUUAGUUUGGCUAAAUGUACUUAUAUCUUGUAGUAUGGUUGCAUUUUUACAUCUUUUUAGUUGGGGAAAAAACAUGUACAGCAUUGCUCUGUGAUACACUGAGAGCUCCAACAGCAGUGGCGUGCUUUACUGCAUUGAGUACAUGCAGCCCGUGUAAAUAUACUGAGGUCACUAUUUCAGAGGGCUCUGUAUGCUUUUAUGAAUCGGCAUCUAUGAAGUGGCAUUAUUUCUUAUUGUCCUGCAGAUUUGUCACAUUGUUGGUUACUUUUAAAUUAUUUAAACCAGAUCUGUCAAUUUCGGGAGUCUUUGCAUAUUUAUUUUUUUAUUAUUAUUAUGUUAUUAUUUAUAUAGCGACAACAAAUUCCGCAGCGCUUUACAAUGGGUGGAUGAACAAACAUGUAGUUGUAACCAGACAAGUUGGACACACAGGAACAGAGGGGUUGAGGGCCCUGCUCAAUGAGCUUACAUGCUAGAGGGAGUGGGGUAAAGUGACACAAAAGGUAAGGAUCGUAUUAGACUAAUUUCACAAAGACCCCCGAAAAUGACAAUGGGGAAGUGGGAUUUACUUACCUUCAGCUGUCUCUCGCAGCCAUUUCCAUGCCUCAGGUCUGUUCGGGUUCAGGCACUUCCGCUGCCAAGAGCCACGUCAGUGCUGUACUCUCACACAUGCACAAGAGUACAAAACUGAGGUCUAUGAAAGAACCUGUGAGACUACAGGUCCCUCCUUAGACAAAGCCUGGAUUCCACAGGAGCACCUCCUUUUGUCAAGUUUAGUCAACCUAUAAGACAAAGUAGUGUCUACUUUGUCUUAUAUCAUCUUUGGAUUGAGUUGAAAUUUCAGUGAAAUUCCAACACAGUCUUAAUCAGUAUUUCAUGCAGAAUAUAUCUUUAUGAAAUACUGAAAAGUGACGAAUCCGCUUUAAUACAGUACACUUAUUUCUUAUUGUCAUGGUUUUGUGUAUUUCCAAAGUGUUGUGUGUCGCCAUUUAUGAGGGACAGUCUCUAUUUUUGGCUCCAAUGCCUCUGUCUGUUUAUUUUUUUCGAAGCUCUGCAUUUUUGGUGUGUCUGCGUGUGUAACAGAGCUUCACAGCAGUAAUACUCACAGUAAUGUGUCUUUAAACUACAAUAAACAUGUUUAGAAAUAAGUCUGUGUAAAUGAUACAUUUUUUUGUUCUAAAUUACGUUUUAGUUGCGUAAAUUAUUAGUAAGUCACCUAAAAUUUCUCAGAACGGCCCUGCCUCUGAUCACACCCACACUCACUUCAUUAACAUAUUGAGAGGUAUGAAUAAUGCAUACUUUUUUUACUGAUUGAUAUUCAGUUUUAGAUAUUCUAUUUUCAUCAUUCCUCCCGUUAGCCUAAUAUAUAAAUAUACAAAGGAUAAAAUAAUUUAAGAAGGAUUUUAUGUUGCUAUGCAACACACCUGUCCUUGUCAUGUUGUCGCAUGAUUAUAGACUCCAAAUAAUUAGCCCCUAUGAAAAUAUUUGGCAUGAUCAAAAAAGUACUUGUAUUAUUCAUGCAUUAAAAGGUUAAGAAAAUAAUAUUCCUAGUUCUAGUAUGAAUUUUAAAAGUAAAUAAUGUGCAUCUGAUUUAUUUGUGAAUGGUGUUGAUGAUGAUCUAUAUGAAUCUUCAGUUGUGAGAAGACAGCUCUUAAAGAGAUACUGUAGUGCCAGGAAUGCAAAGCUGUAUUCCUGGCACUACCGCCCCUGACAGCCACUGAGGACAGACUUAGAGCUGCAAAGUAAACAUUGCAGUUUCUUUGGAACUGCAGUGUUUUACAUUGCCACAUCAAGUGCAAAAGGGACAGUGCAUCCAGACCACUUCAAUUAGCUAAAGUGGUCUGGGUGCCUACAUUGUCCCUUUAAAGAAGAAAUGUUGGAGAUCCACGAGAUAUGUCCCGCCGACAGAGCUGGUAGAGACUAAUGCAACGGAUAAUGUCAAAAAAGCUUAAAAUAGACACACUUUUGACCCGUCUUGCUUUUAACUGUUGUCACAAUCUUUCUUUUUUUGAAGGGAAAUUAUGGGCACCAAAACCACCACAUACAAAUUGAUCAUAUGGCUUGUCCUUGAAGGCUGAGCAGUGUAAAUGCUUUGUUUUCUAAGAAAAGGCAUUGUUUACAUUUCUGCCUAAAGCCACCCUUAUUGGCUGUCACUCAGACAGCUACUAAAGGGACUUAUUUUGUUCAGUCCUGCAAAGAUUACAGGACUGAUGUUCACCAAGCAUGGGAAGCUGAAUGUUCCCAUAGAGAUGCAUUGACUCAAUGCAUCUCUAUGAGGAGAUGCUGACUGGUACUGUGGAUUUACACUAUCCACCCAGUGCUCCGUCUAGGAAGGCAUAGGAUUGGCUGGGAUUAUAUGGGUUGGUGACCUUAGCUGGGGAGUGGGGUAACCACUUAAAGACCAGUGCAUUAGGGGACUAAGAGCAAAUUAAACACUUUUUUAAUGCACACAGGGUUCCCCAAUAUUCUAAAUAGUUUUCAGAACACAAUGUUUGUAUUUCUGAUGCUAUAGUGUUCCUUUAAAUACUCAAAAAAAUAUAAAAGUGCACUUAUAUACCGUAGUGCAAACUUGUCCCUUUAUAAGGUGUGUGCCAUCUUAAAAGCACACAGUUCUGGUUCUAUUUUACUUGAUUCAUAUUUUUUAUUUCACAUGUCAUUUUAUUUAUUAUAUAUAUAUAUAGUUAUAUGCCUGAUACCCUCAACCAGUAUUGGCAUCUUCUAUACACAUAAUUUGUUUUGUACAAUUAUCUUUUGAAAGGGUGCAAGUCAGGGUAAUUAUUGCAUACUGAGCAAUAGGAUUGGCUGCAAUAUCCCAGCCACUUCCUGAUUUAAGAGAGACGUAUAGAACAGGGGCUGGGGAGCUGUUCCAAAACUGUAAUAAUAAAGUAUUUAUCAUUAUGAUUUCACUCUAUUUUAAAUCAAUGUCUAGCUGAUAUAUUCCAAAUAAUGAAUGUUAAUACCCACGCAGGUCUUAUAAUAGUUACUCAGUACAGUGUUCUGCCUGUUGAAUGUCUUUUAUUUCUGCAAUGUUAUAAAUGAUCCAGGAGGUGGCCCCUAAUUCUGGUUAUACAUUUUACAAUUCCUGUUAUGUUUUUAGCAUAACUAUGUUCUUUAUACUGUGUAUUAUGACUGUGUUAACAGAGUUAUACAUUAUUAAUGGUUGCUUUUUUUUUCUUUUCUUUUUUUUGUCAAAGCUUGUAAACGCAAGGAACAAGAACCUAACAAAGACAGAAAUAACAGUCAGAAGAAAUCCCGCCUAGUUUUCACAGACCUCCAACGUAGAACGCUAUUUGCAAUCUUCAAAGAGAACAAGCGCCCAUCCAAAGAAAUGCAGAUUACCAUCUCCCAGCAAUUGGGCUUGGAAAUCACCACUGUCAGUAACUUCUUCAUGAAUGCCAGGAGGCGAAGCCUGGAGAAGUGGCAGGACGAUUUAAGUACGGGGGGAAGCUCCUCAAACUCCAGCACUUGUACCAAAGCAUGAGGGCAAACAAAGGAUUCUAAGUGGGGCACAACUCAACUGUAACCAAAAAAAAG
This is a messenger RNA of Pelobates cultripes (western spadefoot toad), 43898 nucleotides long. NCBI's taxonomy places the organism in Eukaryota, Metazoa, Chordata, Amphibia, Anura, Pelobatidae. The record is from the annotation of a GenBank genome assembly.